AUGUUUGACACAGAGCCAGGGUGGAAGGUCACCAACGUGAAGUUCUGUGACAAAGGCCUUGAGCAGCAGAGAGACAGUGCCAAUGUGGACAUGCUUACACUACCACACCCCACCCUCAUCACCUGCCCACACUGCCUCCCUAUCCCCAGGUCGAUCUUUGCUGAAGAGCUAGAAGCAGAACUACUAGAACAAGAGCUAUCACCCGAUGUAGACCCAGACCUUGACUCGGAUCUGGAGACAGACCUAGAGAUCAAACCAGAGCUCAAGUUACCCUCAUCCAAGUCUGAGCCCAUGUUUGACACAGAGCCAGAGUGGCAGGUCUCCAACGUGAAGUUCUGUGACAAAGCCCUUGAGCAGCAGAGGGACAGUGUAAGUCCCUUCUCCUCCUACAAGGAGCAGAACCUCAGCCUGGGCAGCCUAAAAUCAAACCAUAGUUGCCUGAACUCCGUGGAGGAGGAACAGCUGUCCAUCGGCCAUCAUUCCGUCUCUGUGCAGACCUACAGGCACCUCUUCUGGGCAGAGAAGCAUAUUCAGGCCUCAGAACACAGCAUAGAAAGGGCAACACUCGUGGAGCCCAGCAAGAACAUCACAGACAUGAAGACCUCUAGAUGCACGGACCAGGAAUCAGUCCCCAACAUCACCGUCCCCAACAACACUGUCCCCAACAACACCGUCCCCAACAACACCCUGUCCUCCAAGAAGCAGCUCCUGUCCUCCAAGAAGCAGCUCCGGACCAAGGUAGCCAGAAGUUCCCAGACACUGUCCAGCCCCUGCCUGUCCUCUUCCAGUCUUCCAUCAGCCAUUGGCCUGGCCGACUUAGUCAACUUAGCAUCUUCCCUGGUCAUGGCCUCUAGCACCAAGGACCUGCCCAACUUGGAGCACUUAAUCAAAGCUCCAUCCCAGAAGACCAUGGACCCCACCAAGGAACCUGCUGCCCAGCCCAUCAGAGAAGAGCUGAAGCUGGAAAAGCCCACUGAUGUGCCACCAGAAAAUCCAUCAGAGAAACCACUCAAAGCUGAUGAGCCACAGGAGGUUCAGAAGGGGGAAGAUACAAACUCACCUGGUGCUUGCCUGGGUUUCAACAAGCCAGGGAUUAAGAGGGCCACCAUUGAAGGGAAAGUCAAUUUUCUCCAGCCACUGGCCUUGGCCUUAUCACCUCAAGGAGAUAGGAAAGACUCUGUGCCGGGAACUGAGAAACGGAGUCCAUUAUUGCUAAAAAUCGAUUUUAAGCUGGCAUCCUACUCUUCCCCAAAGAAAUGA
Messenger RNA from Orycteropus afer afer, 1260 nucleotides. It is a transcript of the gene SPATA32, whose product is annotated as spermatogenesis associated 32. Gene Ontology annotation, biological process: spermatogenesis. The transcript is spliced from 4 exons. Gene Ontology annotation, cellular component: perinuclear region of cytoplasm. The record is from RefSeq and is a predicted model, not a curated record. Gene Ontology annotation, molecular function: actin binding. NCBI's taxonomy places the organism in Eukaryota, Metazoa, Chordata, Mammalia, Tubulidentata, Orycteropodidae. Bases 1 to 1260 code for a protein of 419 amino acids.